This is a messenger RNA of Podarcis raffonei (Aeolian wall lizard), 1957 nucleotides long. RefSeq names its product nanos C2HC-type zinc finger 1 (gene NANOS1). Gene Ontology annotation, molecular function: zinc ion binding; mRNA binding. Gene Ontology annotation, cellular component: perinuclear region of cytoplasm. Gene Ontology annotation, biological process: negative regulation of translation; oogenesis. Bases 169 to 1035 code for a protein of 288 amino acids. The transcript has a single exon. Lineage: Eukaryota; Metazoa; Chordata; Lepidosauria; Squamata; Lacertidae. The record is from RefSeq and is a predicted model, not a curated record.
UCCCUCGCGAAUGUAUCUAUUUCAGCCGCGCGAGCGCUAAAAGGCUCGCCGAGGAGGAGGAGGGAGGCGUUUGCCCGGCUGCUGUUUCGGCGAGCGGGCGGCUUCUUGGCGCCGCGAGUGCCGUCAGUCCCCUUGGAAGAGACCAAGCGCGGAGCCGUCUCGGGUCCCAUGGAGGCUUUCCACCCCGCCAAGCUGGACCACCACCACCACCACCCGCCCGUGGAGUUUUUGCCCGGGGGCGCCCGCUACGGCGCCAAGAGCCACGGCGCCUACGGGAACGCCUUCAACUCGUGGAACGACUACCUGGGUCUGGCCACGCUGGUCACCAAGGCCGUGAGCCAGCAGGAGAAGGGCUUCCGCGGGGGGGCCUCGUCGGUGGUGGUGGCGGCCACCGUGCAGCAGGUCGAGGAGGACGACGAAGAGGACGACGACGAGGAGGAGGAGGAGGAGGAAGAUGAGGAGGAGGAAGGCGGCGGCGGCGCGCCUUAUUUCGAGGGCGCCCUGGAUUUGCGCGACUUCGACUUGUGCAGCCACCACCACCACCACCUGAGUCCCGGCGAGAGCCUGCUGGAGGAGCGCUUCGCCGACUUCAGCCCCUUCUCGGGCCGAGCCAGCCCGGCCUCGUCGGUCGUCUUCAGCUGCUCUUCCGACCCGCUGGAGAAGGAUCGCUCGGCGGCGCACGCCUGGCCCGGCGGCGGCGGCGGCCGCCUGGUGGUGGACGGCCGGCUGCACCCGGCGGCAGCGCCCAAGACGGGCUCUCGGCUGCUCAAGCCCGAGCUGCAAGUGUGCGUCUUCUGCCGGAAUAACAAGGAAGCCGUGGCGCUCUACACCACGCACAUCCUCAAGGGCCCCGACGGCCGGGUCUUGUGCCCGGUGCUGCGCAGAUACACGUGCCCGCUGUGCGGGGCGAGCGGGGACAACGCGCACACCAUCAAGUACUGCCCCUUGUCCAAAAUGCACGGCGGCGGCGGCGGCAGCGCCCCCAAACAGCCGCUCAAAAGCGCCCGCCACAUCCUGGGCAAGAAGCUCCGCUAAGGGGCGCUGCCCGCGCGGGUCCAAACACAAACAACCCAUCUUCUUUUUUUCCUUGCGCGUGUGUGCCCUCUACAGGACAAAGACAUUUCUUCGGAUUUUUUUUUUUUAAUAAUGUUCUUUAAUCGAAUGAUGUCCCCCUUCUUAAUAUAUUUAAACACGGAGACGGUAGAAUGUACAGAGAAAUGUUCUUGAUCUAUGUAUCAGAUAAUCGAAGUAUAGGUUCUAGUUUGUAUACUUAGUAGCCGGGGACGCCGGCCUAUGAAUUAACUCUUAAGAAUUAUAACAUGCCGUUUAGAGGUACUGUAUUUGUUUAUUGUAAGAAUAUAUCUAAUUUUUAAAUGGAAUUAAGGAUAUCAUUUAUAAGUGUGCUCCCAACUGAUGUAGCUAUCUUUAAUAUUAAUUCUUGGCUGGGAAGGGAGCACUCUUUUUUUAAAUAAAAAAAAAACACUCUUAACAGCUUCAGAGGAGCUAACCAGCAUGAACUAUGGUGACAUUAACCCCAGUGAAGGUUAUUGGGGUUUUCUAGGUGUGCAUUUAAACUGGUGGUCCCUACCUUGGUGAAGAAGUGGGGCUGAAAUGGUACUGAUGAAUUCUUUGUAUUGGACUGGCAAAUUUGUUCCUAUUGAUGUCUUCACUGUUUUACAAGCAAUACUUGGUUGUAGAAGUUGGAGCCAGGGGUUACAGGCUAUGUAUGUCUGAGAGAUUUCUUAUGGUCUAGAACCACUUUGUGUUGAACUCCCCCCUUGAGGCAAACUUCCUGUUUUCAGUGCAUGUUCUUCGUUUGCCAUUCCAAAAUUGAAUGCUUAAUCCACUUCGGCCCCUUUUUUGUUUUUUUAAAUGCCGUUUAUUUCCCUGUAGCCCAGCUAGGGUGACUUGGUUGAUCUUUAUGAAGUGUGGAAGUAAAGGUGUCUGAGAGACUGGA